This is a messenger RNA of Gambusia affinis (western mosquitofish), 334 nucleotides long. RefSeq names its product prokineticin 2 (gene prok2). NCBI's taxonomy places the organism in Eukaryota, Metazoa, Chordata, Actinopteri, Cyprinodontiformes, Poeciliidae. The record is from RefSeq and is a predicted model, not a curated record. The transcript has 3 exons. The coding region runs from base 11 to 334 and encodes 107 amino acids.
GCUCUUCGUCAUGAGGUCGUUCUUCCUUCUGCUCCUUUCUUUGAUCCUGGUGUCUCAUGGAUCGACGGCUGUCAUCACGGGGGCCUGUGAAAAGGACUCUCAGUGUGGAGGAGGGACGUGCUGUGCAGUCAGCUUAUGGAUUCACAGCCUGCGUGUGUGCAUGCCCAUGGGACAGGAAGGAGCCAACUGUCACCCUUUGAGCCACAAGGUUCCUUUCUUUGGGAAAAGACUCCAUCACACCUGUCCCUGCCUCCCCAACCUGUCCUGUGUUGCCAUUAGCCAGGGAAAAGCCAAAUGCCUCUCACCUUAUGAGUAUCCAGAAUAUUUCUUGUGA